CUGUGGGCUGCACAACCAACCAACUGAGGAGUGGGAAACGUACGAAGACAAGAAACUAUCCAACGUGCUAAUUGUCAUCCCCAAGCACAAUCCACCCGAGCAAAUCUCCGUCCGAUUGCAGUGAAUCCUGUCGACCCCGAGUUGAAAAGAUUCGACUGCGUUUGGAUAUCAAGCUUGGAUUCCAAGGCAAAGAACAUAUGCUAGCUUUUGCUGUAAAGCAGUGAUGGGUUUCCUGCUUAGGUAAGAAGGGUAGUCCGGUGGAAUAAGAGAUGAGUGCAUCCUCAAGCAAUUCUGCGUCACAUGAGCCAGCUGCGAGUUCUUCUGAUAAGCGGGAGUUGGAAGCCCGUGGGAAGAACAAGAAUCAAGAUGAGACCAAAUUUACUGUCCCAUUCUACCGGCUGUUCUCGUUUGCGGACUCCACGGAUGUGAUUCUGAUGGUCGUGGGAUCACUUGGUGCGCUGGGGAAUGGGCUUGCUCUACCUCUCAUGACCGUUCUGUUCGGGGAUUUGAUCCAGUCCUUUGGAGGAGCUUCGGACACACAUGAUGUCCUUCGUAGAGUUUCCAAGGUAGCCUUGGAAUUUGUCUACCUAGCAGUUGGAGCAGGCGUGACAUCUUUCCUUCAGGUAGCUUGCUGGAUGGCUACUGGGGAAAGGCAGUCUGCCCGGAUAAGGAACUUGUACCUGAAAACCAUUCUAAGGCAAGAAAUAGCAUUCUUUGACAAGGAAACAAAGACAGGUGAAGUUGUUGAGAGGAUGUCUGGAGAUACUGUUUUUAUUCAGGACGCCAUGGGCGAGAAGGUCAUCAAUGUGAUAUUUGCAAUCCUCACUGGCUCCUUCUCAUUAGGCCAAAUAGCACCAUGCAUGAAAGCAUUUGCAGCAGGACAAGCUGCUGCAUAUAAGAUGUUUGAGACAAUAAACCGAAAGCCAGAAAUUGAUGCUUAUGAUGCCAAUGGAAAGGAACUUGACGAUAUUCGAGGGGAAAUUGAAUUUAAUGAUGUUUAUUUUAGUUAUCCAGCAAGACCAGAUGAACAGAUCUUUUCUGGAUUUUCUCUUUUUAUUCAGCAAGGAACAACUCUUGCAUUGGUUGGUGAAAGUGGAAGUGGAAAGUCAACAGUUAUAAGUUUGAUUGAGAGGUUUUAUGAUCCACAGGCUGGUGAAGUUCUCAUAGAUCACAUAAACAUCAAGGAAUUUCAACUCAGGUGGAUUAGAGGGAAAAUUGGACUUGUGACUCAGGAACCAGUCCUGUUUGCUACUAGUAUUAGAGACAACAUCGCCUAUGGCAAGGAUAGUGCAUCUGUUGAAGAAAUUAGAGCUGCAGCAGAGAUUGCAAAUGCUGCCAAAUUCAUAGAUAAGUUGCCUAAGGGUCUUGACACCAUGGUUGGAGAGCAUGGAACUCAAUUAUCUGGAGGUCAAAAACAGAGAGUUGCCAUUGCUAGGGCAAUUCUGAAGGACCCUCGUAUUUUGCUUUUGGAUGAGGCUACAAGUGCACUUGAUGCAGAAUCUGAAAGGAUAGUACAAGAGGCACUUGAUAGAAUCAUGGCAAAUCGUACUACUGUUAUAGUGGCACACCGUCUGAGUACCAUCAGAAACGCUGACACCAUUGCCGUUGUACAUCAAGGAUCAAUCGUUGAAAAAGGUUCACAUACAGAGCUCCUGAAGAAUCCAAAUGGAGCUUAUAGCCAACUGAUACAACUGCAAGAAGUGAACCGGGAUGAAGAUAUUAAAAGCGGACCUCGUUUAGACAAAUCUGAUGUGUGGAAUGGUUCAGCACGGUCCUCAGGCAAAAUAUUGUCCUUUCAUCACUCAAUUAGCCAUGGAUCAUCUGGUAGACACAGCGGCCGCCACUCGUUCCAAUUGCCUGUUGGUUUGCAUGUAGGAGUUGAUGUCCAAGAUAGUACAUAUGAGAAAGUAGAUCCUAAAAUUCCUCCUGAAGAUUCAAAAGAAGUGCCUCUCCGCCGCCUAGCUUAUCUUAAUAAACCAGAGAUCCCAGUGUUGAUUCUCGGCUCAGUUGCAGCCAUUGCUAAUGGGGUCAUGUUUCCCAUGUUUGCAAUGCUCUUAUCAAAUGUAAUUAAUGCAUUUUACCAGCCACCACAGAAGCUCAAAAGGGAUUCUAAUUUUUGGUCAUUACUGUUCUUGGUAUUUGGUGGGGUGGCAUUAUUUUCCCUUCCAGCUCGAUCAUACUUCUUUGGCAUUGCAGGAUCCAAGUUGAUAAGGAGGAUUAGGCUAAUGACGUUUCAGAAGGUGGUUAACAUGGAGAUAGAAUGGUUUGAUGAUCCUGAGAAUUCUAGCGGUGCAAUUGGCGCAAGGCUAUCAGCAGAUGCAGCUACAGUCAGGAGUCUUGUUGGUGAUGCACUUGGAUUAAUUGUUGAGAACAUUACAACAUUGGUUGCUGGAUUGCUGAUUGCUUUUAUUGCAAAUUGGCAACUCUCUCUGAUAAUCCUAGUUUUGUUACCUCUCUUGGGUCUGAAUGGAUACAUACAAAUGAAGUUUCUGAAGGGGUUUGGUAAGGAUGCAAAGAUAAUGUAUGAGGAAGCAAGUCAGGUUGCAAAUGAUGCAGUAGGAAGUAUCAGAACAGUUGCUUCAUUUUCAGCUGAAGAGAAAGUGAUGGAGAUCUACAAGCAGAAAUGUGAAGGCCCUACAAGAAAGGGAAUUAGGCUAGGGAUAAUCAGUGGCGCCGGAUUUGGUUUUUCCAUAUUCUUCUUAUUUUGUGUUUAUGCAGCUGGAUUUUAUGCUGGAGCGCGGUUGGUUGACAGUGGGAAGACUACUUUUGGCAAAGUAUUUCGGGUCUUCCUUGCUCUUGCAAUGGCAGCCAUUGGGAUUUCUCAGUCAAGCUCCCUGGCACCAGAUUCAUCAAAAGCCAGAUCUGCUUCGGCCUCAGUAUUUGCUAUUCUCGACCGCAAAUCUAAAAUAGAUCCCAGCAAUGAUUCUGGCAUGAUCUUAGAAACCUUGAAGGGCAACAUUGAGCUUUGCCAUGUCAGCUUCAGGUACCCUAUGCGGCCAGAUAUCCAGAUCUUUCAAGACCUUUCUUUGACAGUUCACUCUGGAAAGACAGUUGCACUGGUUGGAGAGAGCGGUAGCGGGAAAUCAACUAUCAUAUCGUUGUUACAAAGAUUUUACAAUCCUGACUCUGGGGUGAUAUUGCUUGAUGGGAUUGACAUACAAAAGCUGCAAUUGAGGUGGUUGAGGCAGAAGAUGGGUCUGGUGAGUCAAGAACCAACACUCUUUAACGAGACAAUUCGAUCCAAUAUUGCUUAUGGAAAGGAGGGAAUGGCUACUGAAGCUGAGAUCAUAGCUGCCGCAGAGUUAGCCAAUGCCCACAAGUUCAUUAGCGGCUUGCACAAGGGUUAUGACACAUUAGUUGGAGAGCGAGGAUUGCAGCUAUCUGGGGGGCAAAAGCAGCGUAUCGCAAUCGCACGUGCCAUAGUGAAGGAUCCCAAGAUUUUGCUUCUGGAUGAGGCAACCAGUGCACUUGAUGCUGAAUCUGAGAGAGUAGUACAAGACGCAUUAGACCGUGUCAUGGUCGACCGAACCACAAUCAUCGUCGCCCACAGAUUGUCGACGAUAAGAGGCGCAAAUGUUAUUGCUGUGGUCAAGAACGGGGUGAUCGUAGAGAAAGGAAACCAUGAGACACUGAUCAGCAUCAAGGAUGGGGCUUAUGCCUCCUUAGUGGCACUUCACUUGAGCUCCGGAUCAUAGUUUGACACACACUUUCCUCCUCGUUUCGGUCACAAGUCCUAGGCAUCAAUCAAACACAACUUCUGAUGCCUCCCCCUGUAUCAUGUUUUUGUAUCACGUUUGCAUCUGAUUACUACUACUAUGCUGCUGUAUUUUUCAGUCUAAAAACGUCAACAAAUUUCAUUCUCUCAUUCAAGCA
Messenger RNA from Musa acuminata subsp. malaccensis (wild Malaysian banana), 3873 nucleotides. Lineage: Eukaryota; Viridiplantae; Streptophyta; Magnoliopsida; Zingiberales; Musaceae. The record is from RefSeq and is a predicted model, not a curated record.